AUGCAUCGAUGCCUCGAAAUCCCAGAGGUUGUCCAGCUGGUCUUUGAGAACCUUAGCGGUACGGGUAAGGAUGGCAACACGCCCGCCAGCAUCGCCCGCGUAUGCAAGACCUUCCACGACCCAGCGAUUCGCGUCAUAUGGAGGAAGAUCCCAGGACUUGACGUUCUUACUUGUCUUUUCUCUCGCAAGGAGAAGGCAUUGAUCAUCAAGAAAGUAUCGUCAAUCCAGAAACAAAGAGUUGUCACAAUGUUCCUCCAGGAUUCCGGCUUCUUGGAAGAGGCAUCCUUUUCAAAGACGUUCCUUCGAUAUUCUUCGCUGGUGCAGGAAAUUGAAUAUCCCGAGGAUCUUAAACGACCCGUGUUCCACCAUUCCGUGCUCCAGGCAUUCUACGUCGAUAUCCAGUCCCCAGGCCCACUCUUUCCCAAUGUCAAGAAAAUCACACUUCCCUGUUUCUCGGCGAGGCCUUUGGAAGCAAUCUUUUACCCAGGAGUCGUGCUCUCUCCUUCAGUCCGCGCCGUCACUAUCACGACAGAUGAGCUGGUCGACUAUGUCGGAGGGACCGGUUCGCUCCUCGACAAAGAAUAUUGGAAAACCAUUGGAUCUAGGCUGGAGCCAUUUGCCGCCCGACUGUCUUCUCUGACGAUCGGGUCGAAUACACGCACGACUGCCAACAGUGGACUAUCUGUCCCAGUGGUGAAUGACCUUUGCUCCAAGUUCGGCCCGAUUCAAAGUCUCGACUUGGAUGGAGUAAUGCUUUCCAUCGAUACUUUGGUUCUCCUCAGCCGAUGUGACACACUUCGCUACUUGGCGUGCGUCGUCCCAUCCAUCGCAUCCCAGUUCCCCGAUUCCUUGAUGUUCCCGAUCCUCGACACCCUCAACCUGGAGAUUUGUGGAGUACCAUCCGUCUCCGUCUGCAACGCGAUCCUUCGACGUCUUCGAGCACCUUCCCUAUGUUCAUUGAGCCUUGGAUACAAUGUAAACGACCUUGCCUCAAAGGUAUCCCUGGAAGAGACCUUCGUAGCGCUCUGUCAAGACAGCGUUUUUCCAGGCCUUUCGAGAAUCGAAAUCGACUCAGGACCCGAAGCUGGCCCCGACGGACCCGACACGCAUGGCCCGGAUGGCCUUGUCAUUUCCAAAACGACAUUCGAUCCACUUCUGGGUUUUGCGAACCUGAAUAUGCUCAUUGUAUCCGGGUACUCGCGGGUAGAUUUGGACGACGCAGACCUGCUACGCGCAUUCGCGUCCUGGCCCAAGCUCACCGAGUUUUGGCUAUAUCCGAGCGGGGCAAAUGAACAGGGGUGGCCCUCUCGACACCAAGAUCACGCUCGCGGGGGCCCACGCCGCCCUUCAACACUGCCCAGGCAUCCGCCGCCUGUAUCUUGCGUGCGAUUCCCGCAUCCUCCCAUCCGAAGGCGACAUCUCAGCCUCACCUCAUCCCUCGCUAAAAACAUGGGACUUCAUGAACUCACCGAUCACGUCCGGAGAUCAGGUGGCAAGGUUCCUACUCAAAUGGUACCCACAUUUACUGCCCAACCUUUAUGCGUUUAUGUUUCCCCGCUCCAACCUCCUCCGGUCCUUCGAUGUCGAAACUGGAAUUGA
Molecule: messenger RNA, 1599 nt
Organism: Coprinopsis cinerea okayama7#130
Lineage: Eukaryota; Fungi; Basidiomycota; Agaricomycetes; Agaricales; Psathyrellaceae
Exons: 2
Coding region: 1-1599 (532 amino acids)
Source: RefSeq, a predicted model, not a curated record